Molecule: messenger RNA, 2896 nt
Organism: Solenopsis invicta (red fire ant)
Lineage: Eukaryota; Metazoa; Arthropoda; Insecta; Hymenoptera; Formicidae
Product: mevalonate kinase
Exons: 2
Coding region: 797-2035 (412 amino acids)
Biological process (GO): cholesterol biosynthetic process; isoprenoid biosynthetic process
Cellular component (GO): cytoplasm
Molecular function (GO): mevalonate kinase activity; ATP binding
Source: RefSeq, a predicted model, not a curated record
UAUAUAUGUGCAUAAAUUUACAACAAAUGAUAUUUAAUUUAACCAUCUCUUGUUAAAUAAGUCUAUUGCUACAGCGACAUCAAAUAUUGUGUUUACAUUUAUAUGUAUUCUGUUUGCGUGUAUGUGUCAUCUGAAUAUCACUGACUAAGUUCAUAUGAAGAAUAACAAUAUUUUCCGCAUUCCUUUAAACGUCGCUCUAGAAAGAUAUUGUUCGAAGUAUAUUACGUGUAAAAGUUAAUAAAGUGAGAGAUCAAGUCGAUAGAUAUUAAAUUUCUAAUUGCUAAAUUUUAACUGCCAUAUUGAUCUGUUUCAAAGGAAAACCUUGCCUGUUACGUCAUAGGUAACGUAUUAUUCUCAGAUUAAGCAUUAAUAUAUUUUCUGUUAUUUUAAAAUUCUGUUCUUAAUAUAAAUUUCGUGAUAUAAAUCAUACAAAUAAUCCAAAAUGCAUUGUCCUGGCUUGUUCAUAGAAAGAAAUGAAGAUAAUUUGAAUCGUCUACUAAGAUCAGGAAAAAAGGAGAACUCAGCAGCCGACCAUCGAAUCUUAAUUAUUAGAUCUCCUUCACGCACAGAAUCCGAUUUAGUAACAAGUUACUUUUGUCACAACCAGAAUUAUUUACGAUUAUUACGUUUGUCAUUUAUAUAACACGAAAAAACCGAUAAAAAUUAUCUGCGCGCAAUCGUCUCGUUUUACAUUUGCGAAAAUAACGACUAAUCUGACGCAAAAUCUGAUUUCUUACGUUCUAUUAUUCAACAUUAAGUUAGGAUCUCAAAAAAAAUUUAUUUUCAUAAAAAAAGUAUGUUCAGAUAUCAAGUAACUGCACCAGGCACGGUAAUGCUGCACGGAGAUUCUAUGGGACAUAACAAAACUUACGUGACAGCCAGCUUAGACAUGCGUACCACACUCAAAUUUCAUUCGUUUCAUACUCCAGAUACUGAAAUAAAUUACAUGGAAAUCAAUUUUUUCGGUAUCAACUUGCACGUGAAAAUACCUUUACACAUAUUUAUUCAGUACUUCUAUGAAACAAAUGUUUCUGCUGAAGAAGAAUUCAACUCCAUAGCUAGCUUUAGAUGGCUGUAUGAUUUAGUAAAAAGUUUUGUUGACACGUUAAGUGGCUAUACAGGCAUAUACGAACCCAACAACCACGCACAUCGGUUAAGCUUACAAACGUUUUUCUUCCUCCUCGUUCUUAUCGGCUGCAGAGAAGACAUGACUGUAGAUAUAUCUUUCAAAGUGGAACUGUGGACGGAAUUGAUAAUUGGUGAAGGUCUUGGCAGUUCAGCAUCGUUCGUAGUAUGUCUCGCGACAUGCUUUUUGCAUUGGUCUCGUCUGCAGAAUGACUCUGCUUUCCAUAACUUCAAAUCUCGCAAUCUGCAGAAGAUCGCGCAUUACUCUCAUAUUUGUGAUGCCAUGAUAUUCAAUUCAUCGACCAGUGUAAGCAGCGUCAUGACAUCCACGUACGGUAUGAUACAAGGAUUCGAUAAGAAAACGCCGGUAUCAAGGAUUUGUUCUGAUUUGCCAAACAUGAAGAUCCUGCUGGUCUGCUCGAAUGUUAGCCAAAAACCAACAAGCGCGCGAAGCAUGCAAAUGGCGAUGUUGAACAAUUCAUCUUCAUCCAGCAAUUCCAUUCUGAAUAUUAUCAAUGCUGCAUCGAGAGAGUUUAUUAAAAUGAUUAUUCAGUUGGAUAACAAAUAUAACUUAAUAAAGAAGAAUAGUCAUAACAAGGAAACUAUUAUAAAUGUUAACUAUAUUCUGAGAAAAGAUUACGAAAGAUUAUGGAAUCUCAUCCACAUGAAUCAAGGAUUACUACAGGCAUUAGGCAAGUCGCAUCCAAACCUGGAUAUUAUUUGUGCAAUUGCCCAAAAGUUUUCUUUAGCGGCGAAGCUCACGGGUAAAGGCGAAGGUGGAUUCGCGUUUAUUACUCUAUUACCGAAUACCACAGAUGAACUGAUCGAUCGCCUUUUAAUUGAACUCAAAUUGUAUAAUUUCUUCGGUAAGGUAACCACUUUGUGUUGCAGCGGAGUGACAGUUGAUUAGGACGUUGAUGUCGACCAUUAAUAUAAGCAGCUAAAUAUGAACAAUAUGUGUUAAGAUAACCAGGGUUCGGAAUUAACAUGUUACUAAUAACGCUACUAUUACAAUUAUAUUAUUUUUUUGUAACGGACUGAUAACGACGUUACUUCUUUUCUUGUAAUUUAUAAUGGUAACGUAGACUGCUUUCCUUUUGAAAGAUAUAAAUUGACAUAAAUUAAUACACAGCAAUUUAAUGGAACGCAAUAUACUUAGCAUGUGUAUAAACUUCAUCUUUUAUGAUAUUUAUUUUCAAAAAAAAACAAAAGUUAUAAAUUAUAAAAUAUAAAUCGUCAUUAACCAUUACAAAGUACAUAAUAACUUAGUAAUUGUAAUUUCUUUUAUUAUUAAAUGUGAUUAACAAACAAUUUAAAUUUUAUACAUAUACAUAUACAUAUGUAUUCAAAGAUUCAAAUAGAAUACUGAGAGGUGGUUUGCAGAUGCGUUCUAAUAAUUGUUUAACGAUAAAAGAAAUACACUUCAACUAUUCUCUCGAAUAGAGUCGAAGGCUGUUUAUUGAGUUUGAACCAAAUUGUAAAUGGUAAUAAGCGAUGUGUCGAUUUGCAUCAAAAGUAUUGACUAUGUUUCUUAAAAGAAAAACAGUCGUAAUUACACUUUUUCAGUAACGUAACGAAUUUAGAUCCUUUUAUCGUUACUUUUCACUUUUUUUGAACUUAUUCAUGACAUAAUUUCCGUUGUCUAUAUGUAUUCAAUCUUUACUGAUAGCGUUUACGAAUAAUUUCAAGAUAUCAUGACCAAUCAUAUUGCCAUACAGUUUAAGAACAAUUUUAAGUUCGAAAUUAUUGUAUUAAAUUUUUACACACAAGA